ACCUCUACUUUGUUCUCCCCUAUGUUGUUGGUGUAUAUAUAUUUUCUGAAAUACAUGCAAGGCCGACAAUUAUUAUCUCACAAUAUUUCAGUCUUUGUCCAUGGAACCAUCUUCUUCCUCCGUUUUUAUUUUAUCUCUUUGCGUUUUAGUUGCUUUUUGCAGCUCAGGAGGAGCAAUUGACCUGCCAGGCAAUGUAACAAUCAGAGCCGUUUUCAUGUUCGGAGAUUCAAUCGUUGAUACAGGCAACAACAACAAUUUUAAAACGCCGGCCAAGUGUAAUUUCCCUCCUUAUGGCAGGGACUUCAAGGGAGGAUUGCCGACCGGAAGAUUUUCAAACGGCAAGGUCCCGGCUGACUUCAUAGUGGAUGAAUUCGGAAUAAAAGAGCUUUUGCCAGCAUAUUUGGAUCCAAACCUACGACUUGAAGAUCUUCCUACAGGUGUGAACUUCGCUUCAGGUGGUGCAGGAUAUGAUCCCUUAACGGCAACAGUAGAGACAGCGAUACCAUUAGCCGAUCAAUUAGAACUGUUCAAAGAAUAUACAGAGAAGUUGAAGAACUUGGUUGGAGAAAACGAAACAAAGACAAUCUUCACAAAUAGUUUAUUUGUGGUGGUUGUAGGCAGCAAUGACAUUGCAAAUAUCUAUUAUAAUUCCCAUAUCAGACAAUUGCAGUUCAGUAUCUCUGCUUAUACUGACUUUCUGGCUAGCUCGGCUUCCAACUUCUUAAAGGAGUUAUAUGGACUAGGAGCACGACGGAUAGGAGCCUUCGGUGCGCCGCCACUUGGAUGUUUGCCCUCAUCAAGAACUGUGGCUGGUAAAGGAAAAAGAGAUGAAUGUAUAGAGGAAUACAACCAAGGAUCAGAGAUGUUCAACAAUAAAUUUUCUGUGGCGAUUGGUUCCCUUAGUAGAGACUUGCCUGAUGCCAAACUGGUUUACAUUGACAUCUACAGCCCUCUGCUUGCGCUCAUACAAAACCCCAGUAAAUAUGGAUUCGAAUUUGUGGAUAGAGGGUGUUGUGGGUCAGGAACUUUAGAAGCAGCAUUUUCCUGUAAUUCUUUGACGCCAACAUGUCCUGACGCGUCUGUUUAUAUAUUCUGGGAUAGUUAUCAUCCUGCAGAAAGAACAUAUAAGAUCCUGGUCUCUCAAGCUCUGCAAAGAUAUGGCGAGAGUUUCUUGUGAUGAAAAUACUCACCGGCUAGCUUGUGUUCUCUUAUAUCAAGUCUCUUUCUUUCCUAUAACCGGUUCUCAAGAUGUUACAUUUUCCAAAAUAGUUGUUACUCCUUGCAAGUGUGUAUAAGUAUAAAAUUUUAAGAAGUUUGAGUUUGUAAUCUCAAGUUCUGUAUGAAAGAAAUUAUAGACAGCUUUGGCAA
Molecule: messenger RNA, 1368 nt
Organism: Mangifera indica (mango)
Lineage: Eukaryota; Viridiplantae; Streptophyta; Magnoliopsida; Sapindales; Anacardiaceae
Product: GDSL esterase/lipase EXL3-like
Exons: 5
Coding region: 101-1177 (358 amino acids)
Biological process (GO): lipid metabolic process
Cellular component (GO): extracellular region
Molecular function (GO): lipase activity
Source: RefSeq, a predicted model, not a curated record